Messenger RNA from Serpula lacrymans var. lacrymans S7.9, 1002 nucleotides. RefSeq lists its product as uncharacterized. The record is from RefSeq and is a predicted model, not a curated record. Lineage: Eukaryota; Fungi; Basidiomycota; Agaricomycetes; Boletales; Serpulaceae. The transcript is spliced from 2 exons. Bases 1 to 1002 code for a protein of 333 amino acids.
AUGGGCUCAAGACGACUCCUUGGUGUAACAUACAAGGGUGAUGAGAUUUUCUAUACUGACAAGCAACAUGACACCGUAAAAAUCCUCAAGAACAAACUCUACUGGCACCAAGUGCUACAUUUGAAUUAUACCACUUAUGAUCUACGGCGUGAACAAGAUUCAAUUAAUCCUCGGACACACCCUGACAUUAUGGUUCUUGCCCAUGAAGACCCAGAUGAGACCAAGGAACCCCACCCAUACUGGUACGCUAGGGUCAUCAAAAAUUUCCACAUAAAUGUCAAACAUCACAGUGGUCAGUCCAAACUCUCGAAGCCGCAGCGAAUGGAUGUACUUUUGGUACGUUGGUUUGCAUGCAACACAAGUACACCCACUGGGUGGGCAGCAAAACAUUGGCACCGAGUUGGCUUUAUGGAUGGGCUUGAACCUGGCACAUUUGGAUUUCUUGAUCCUGACGUCGUGAUUCGAGGCAUCCAUCUCAUUCCGGCAUUUGCAUAUGGUCGCACAGAUGAAUACUUACCCCCAUCAAUCACACGACAACCAAAUGAAACUAAUGAAGACUGGGCUUUUUUUGAUGUUAAUAUUUUUGUAGACCGUGACAUGUUCAUGCAGUAUCGAGGCAGUGGUGUUGGGCACAAGGCAACAAGAGAGUGGGACUCUUUCCUCCAGAAAGAGCCCCACAGUUCGACAGACCACAAGAACGAGCCAGCACAGAUUGAGGGCGAGGAUGAUGAUGGCAUAGAGACAAGCAAGAGCUGGGACACCGAAGAAGAGAGUGAUGAGGAGCAAGAGUUGGAGGGAGAGAACAACGAGGAAGAGGCUGAGGUUAUAGAAGAUGAGGGAGCACAGGAGUGUUAUGGCGAGGACGAGCUUGGAGAUGAAGAAGUGUUGGAUGUAGAGGGUUUUGCACCAAUGUAUAGUACUCGUUCACUGUGCCGAGGUAUCUUUUCUGCCUUCCUGUAUCUUUGUAUCCAGCCUUUUCUCCACUUUUCUAUCUCGGCUUAA